Molecule: messenger RNA, 888 nt
Organism: Cryphonectria parasitica EP155
Lineage: Eukaryota; Fungi; Ascomycota; Sordariomycetes; Diaporthales; Cryphonectriaceae
Product: Metallo-dependent phosphatase
Exons: 1
Coding region: 1-888 (295 amino acids)
Molecular function (GO): hydrolase activity
Source: RefSeq, a predicted model, not a curated record
AUGCGCCUCUAUGCUAUAGCUGACCUGCAUCUGAGCUACCCAGCCAACCGCAAUCUCUGGUCCGAACUCGACCUCCACCUUGACGACGGCCUGAUUCUGUGUGGCGACCUGGGCGAGAAAGCCGAGCACCUCGAGCUUGCCUUCUCUACCGCCACCAGGUGCUUCAAGAAGGUCUUCUGGUGCCCUGGAAACCACGAGCUGUAUUCCAUCCCUGGCCCUUCCGAACCUCAGCCUAGAGGCGAGGAAAAGUACAAUCAGUGCCUCUCCAUUGCGCGCCGAUAUGGCGUCUACACCCCCGAGGACGAUUUCUUCCUCUGGGAAGGGGAAGGAGGACCUGCACUGAUCGCACCCAUCUUCACCUUGUACGACUAUUCCUUUAGGCCAGAUCAUCUCACCACCAAGGAGGACGCGCUGAAGUGGGCCGAGGAGGCCGACAUCGUCGCCACAGACGAGUUCCUGCUGUUCCCUGACCCGUAUCCUUCUCGCGAGGCCUGGUGUAAUGUCCUCGUCGAAAAGACACAGAAGAGGCUCGAGGAAGCAGCAUCUCAGGGCGUUCCGCUCAUCAUCCUCAACCACUGGCCGUUGCGGGAGGAUCUUGUCCACAUUCCCCGGGUGCCAAGAUUCAGCUUGUGGUGCGGCACUCGGAAGACCGAGGACUGGCACAAGCGGUUCAAUGCCAAGGUUGUGGUGUCUGGCCACCUUCAUGUGAGGAGGACGGACUGGAAGGAUGGCGUCCGGUUCGAGGAAUGCAGCCUGGGCUACCCAAGGCAGUGGGAUGAGGUCGUCAACGCCGGCAAGGACAUCAACACAUUCCUACGGGAGAUCCUUCCCGGGCCUGCAAAACCUGAGUCUGGUGAGGCGCCGACUCGAUGGCGGCGAUGGGGCUAG